This is a messenger RNA of Nicotiana attenuata, 1548 nucleotides long. Its product is annotated as cytochrome P450 94A1-like. The coding region runs from base 1 to 1548 and encodes 515 amino acids. NCBI's taxonomy places the organism in Eukaryota, Viridiplantae, Streptophyta, Magnoliopsida, Solanales, Solanaceae. The record is from RefSeq and is a predicted model, not a curated record. The transcript has a single exon. Gene Ontology annotation, molecular function: monooxygenase activity; heme binding; iron ion binding.
AUGGGGGAAUAUGUUUUUGCUUUCUAUUGGCUGUUUUCCCUACCAGCUUUGCUUCUCUUGUUUUCCAUCUACUUUGGGAGAAAUAAGUUUUAUGAUAAUGAUAAGGAUGCACUUCCAAGACCAUAUCCUCUGUUGGGUCAUCUUGUAGCAAUCCUAAGAAAUCGCAAUCAGAAUAUAGUUGAAUGGAUGUGUGAGGUUGUUAACAAAUCACCCUCCUCCACCUUUUUCCUCCAUUUGCCUCUACGGCGACACCCUCACAUCCUCACCUCUAAUCCUGCCAAUGUUCAGCACAUUCUCAAGACUCGCUUUGGAAUCUACCACAAACACAGAAAAUUCGGAGUCGUUCUUCACGACAUGUGCCGAGAAAACGUUUUCCUAGCAGAUGGCCAACGCUGGAGAAAACUUAGACAAUGGGCUAGCCAUGAAUUCAAUUCCAGACCAUUCCAUAAGUUUGCCAAUUUCGUUGUUCCGGAAAAUGAAAUUUCCAAUCGUCUCCUCCCACUUCUCUCUGAGGCAGCUGCCAAUAAUACUGUCGUUGACCUUGGAGACAUCCUACGCAGAUUCACAUUCGACACUGCAGUUCAAAUGGCACUCGGCCACGACCUAGCCUACUUAUCCAAUUCACCUAAGUUUCCACCCACCCAUUUCGCCGAUGCUUUCGAGUCUGCAUUUGAGAUCAGCAUGAAGAGGAUCUUUUCAUUUUUUUGGAAAGCCAAACGAUUUUUCAACAUGGGCUCCGAAAGGAGACUCAAACGUGACAUCUCUGAAAUCCGAGGAUUUAUUAGAGAAAUAAUCAUAAGCAGGCGGAAGGUUACAAGUAGUAGUAGUAGUAGUGGUACUGAUCAUCAUCAUUAUCAUGCAUCAGAUUUCUUAUCUGGCUUAAUGAAUGAUCCAGAAGGAAAAUUUGAUGAUGACGAGUUCCUUAUUGAUUCCUCCAUAAACUUCCUUCUGGGCGCUCAGGAUACUGUCAUUACAGCUUUAACAUGGUAUUUCUGGUCAGUCUUGAAAAACCCAGAUGUGGAAGAUAGAAUUGUUAUAGAAGUGAAGGAGAAAAAGAGUAGUAAUAUUAGGGACAUGAUUUAUACCCAUGCUUCAAUUUGUGAAAGCUUGAGACUUCACCCUCCAGUCCCUUUUGGUGGAAGGGAAGCUACAGAGGACGAUGUGUUGCCUGAUGGUACAAAGGUGAAAAAAGGGAUGGCUGUUUUCUAUCAUACUUAUGCAAUGGGGAGGUCGCUGGAAUUAUGGGGUUCCGAUUGGCCGGAGUUCCGCCCUGAGAGGUGGCUGAAGAGAUCAGACGAAAAUGGCCGGGAAUGGACCUUCGUGGCUAGGGAUUCGUUCACAUACCCAGUGUUUCAUGGAGGUCCAAGAAUCUGCUUAGGGAAAGAGAUUGCUUUCACGCAUAUCAAAAGCGUGGUCGCUGCCGUCUUAGGCAGGUUUCACUUUGUGCUGGCGCCGGUGGUGGAGGAACAUCCUGAACCUGUUUUCUUCUCAAAUUCCACUUCAAAAAUGACUAAUGGUUUUCUGGUAAAGGUUGUAGAUCGUAUGUAA